AUGGAACUAAAAGCUAGAGAGAAGCAUUCGAUGCGGGCAUCACAUUCAAGCAAUGAACACUUGAUGCUCCCGUACAUUACUUUCCAUAAUAAGUUUUAA
Lachancea nothofagi CBS 11611 is the source of this 99-nucleotide messenger RNA. Lineage: Eukaryota; Fungi; Ascomycota; Saccharomycetes; Saccharomycetales; Saccharomycetaceae. The record is from the annotation of a GenBank genome assembly.